Messenger RNA from Peronospora farinosa, 555 nucleotides. The record is from the annotation of a GenBank genome assembly. Lineage: Eukaryota; Oomycota; Peronosporomycetes; Peronosporales; Peronosporaceae.
AUGCCAGUGGAGGUACAGCGUAAACUAACGGUGUUGGGGUACCCAGGCGUGGGCAAGUCGUCGCUCACCACGUGCUUCGUGGAGAACCGCUUUGUGGAGAAUUAUGACCCGACAAUUGAAAACACGUUCCACAAGACCAUCCGAGUGCGUAAUGCGCACUUUGUUACCGAUAUUGUAGAUACGGCAGGCAUGGAUGAGUACGCUAAUUUCUCGCAGGCAGCGUCGGUGGGUGUGCACGGCUAUGUGCUUGUCUACUCGAUCGGCUUGCGCACGUCGUUUGAGAAGUUGAAACUGAUUAAUGAGAAGCUCGUUAACAUGUUGGGCUCCAAGCCGCCGCGUGUAUUGGUUGGUAGCAUGUCGGAUCUAGAAAAGGCCAGGCAAGUGAGCGUAGAAGAAGGUCAGAUGCUGGCGAGCAAUUGGGAAUGUCCCUUUGUCGAGUGCUCGGCAAAAGACAAUGAGAACAUAAACGAGGUAUUUACUUAUCUAAUCAAGGAGAUUGAGCGAGAUUCCGGUCUGCUGGAGGAGAGCGACGAUUCUCAGUGCAUAAUUCUGUAA